AUGUCGCUCAUGGUCGUCAGCCUGGCGUGUUUUGGGUUCUUCUUGGUCCAGAGGGCCUGUCCGUACACGGGUGGUCAGGACAAGACCUUCCUGUUUGCCCGGCCUAGCGCUGUGGUGCCUCAGGGAGGACACGUGACCCUUCGGUGUUACUAUCGUGAUGGACUUAACAACUUUACCAACUUCACUCUGUACAAAGACGACAGAAGCCAUGUUCCCGUCUUCCACAGCAGAAUAUUCCAGGAGAGCUUCCUCAUGGGCCCUGUGACGCCGGCACACGCAGGGACCUACAGAUGUCGGGGCUCAUACUCGCACUCCCCCACUGAGUGGUCGGCACUCAGUGACCCCCUGGCUAUCAGGGUCACAGGUCAGAGGGCUCCUGUCUGGGCUUCUCCUUGUCCCACCUCCCGAAUCCCACAGCUUCUGCUGGGGGUGUCCACCAGGGUCUCAUCACCCAGGACCUCACUGUCUUUGGGGUAAAGGGGGAUUGAACUCAGGGAAUUCUUUCUGCACAGUGAGGUGAACUUUGAGAAGCCGUUGCACCUUGUUGGAGAGCUCCAUGGUGGGGGUUCCCAGGCCAACUAUUCCAUCAAUUCCACGACGUCUGACCUUGCAGGGACUUUCAGAUGCUACGGUUCUGUCACUCACUCCCCCUAUGUGUUGUCAGCUCCCAGUGACCCCCUGGACAUCGUGAUCACAGGUCUAUAUGAGAAACCUUCUCUCUCAGCCCAGCCGGGCCCAACGGUUCAGGCAGGAGAGAACAUGACCUUGUCCUGCAGCUCCCAGAACUCGUUUGACAUGUAUCAUCUAUCCAGGGAGGGGGAGGCCCGUGAACUUAGUCUCUCUGCAGUACGAAGCGUCAAUGGAAUAUUCCAGGCCAACUUCCCUCUGGGCCCUGCAACCCACGGAGGAACCUACAGAUGCUUCGGUUCUUUCCGUAUCACACCCUACAAGUGGUCAAACUCGAGUGACCCACUGCCCAUUUCUGUCACAGGUAUCCCCAGACACCUGCAUGUUCUGAUUGGGACCUCAGUGGUCAUGAUCCUCUUCAUCAUCUUCUUCUUUCUCCUGCAUCGCUGGUGCUCCAACAAAAAGAAUGCUGCUGUAAUGGACCAAGAGCCUGCGGGGGACAGAACAGUGAACAGGGAGGACUCUGAUGAACAAGACCCUCAGGAGGUGACAUACACACAGUUGGAUCACUGCGUUCUCACACGGGGAAAAAUCACUCGCCCUUCUCAGAGGCCCAAGAGACCCCCAACAGAUACCAGCGUGUACACGGAGCUUCCAAAUGCAGAACCCAGAUCGAAAGUUGUCUCCUGCCCAUGA
Molecule: messenger RNA, 1323 nt
Organism: Mandrillus leucophaeus (drill)
Lineage: Eukaryota; Metazoa; Chordata; Mammalia; Primates; Cercopithecidae
Product: killer cell immunoglobulin-like receptor 3DL2
Exons: 8
Source: RefSeq, a predicted model, not a curated record